UCACUUUUUUCCCCUCCCAUUUCCCCCUACCUAACACCUAUAGAGUAGUUAUCACCAAGAAAUUCAUUUUUAUGUGAAUUCUGAUCUAUCAUCACUUUCAGAAGAGUCUUAGUUCUAAAACCAUGGGUGGUGACAACACUGAGAAGACUACCGUAAUGGUGCUAAAGGUUGAUCUUCAAUGCUCAAGCUGCUACAAGAAGGUCAAGAAAGUUCUUUGCAAAUUCCCUCAAAUUCGAGAUCAGGUGUACGAUGAGAAGGCCAAUACUAUCACCAUUACUGUAUUGUGUUGCAAUCCUGAAAAAAUUCGUGACAAAUUGUGUUGCAAAGGAGGGGGAGUGAUCAAGAGUAUCGAGAUCAAAGAGCCUCCAAAGCCUAAGGCUCCCGAGAAGCCCAAAGAGCCCGAGAAGCCCAAAGAGCCCGCAAAACCUAAAGAGCCAGAGAAACCUAAGGAGCCCGAGAAGCCCAAGCAGCCCGAAAAGCCUAAAGAACCAGAAAAGCCCAAGCAGCCUGAAAACCCCAAAGAGCCCGUGAAGUCUACGGAACCCGAGAAGCCGAAAGAACCGGAAAAACCAAAAGAACUCGCGAAACCUAAGGAAUCUGAGAAGCCCAAAGAGCCAGAAAAGCCCAAACAGCCCGAGAAGCCCAAAGAGCCAGAAAAGCCCAAACAGCCUGAAAAGCCCAAGGAACCCGAGAAGCCCAAACAACCUGAAAAGCCCAAAGAACCUGAGAAGCCCAAGGAAGCUCCUAAACCCGCACCGGUAGCUCCACCACCACAACCACAAGCACAACCACCACCUCCGUAUGCGCCAGAGCCAGUGAUAGUGAUGCCAAUACAAGGAUACCCGCAACCACCCCCUCCCGGAUAUGGUUGUUGUGGGCAAUGUUACGAAGGCUAUCACGGAGGCCCAUGUUAUCAUUGGUAUGGAAGACCAGUACAACCCGCACCACCAUCGGGCCCAUGCUACGAUAUAUAUUCGUAUGGUUACGGGCCCGGGCCUGUUCCAUAUGGACUGCCAAGAGGCUGCUAUGUAAGCAAAUGCAAUGAAUAUUUCAGUGAAGAGAAUGCAGCUGGAUGCUCAAUUAUGUAAACAUGACAAGAGAGUGGGCCCAUUCUGUGGGCCAUUGUCUGGGCCCAUGUCACCUUUUAAUUGGGCUCUUAUCCAUCUGUCUACCUUUUAGCAUGUUAUUAUCAUAGAUACAAAAAACAAUGCAUAAGGCCUACUUUUAAUAGAAAAGUUUAUAGAGAAAAUAAUUUGGUGACCAGAUGACUGGUUUACUGUCUUGUUAUAUAAUUCGUUAAAUAUUUUUAUAAUAAAAACACUUUGUUAAUCA
Nicotiana tabacum (common tobacco) is the source of this 1332-nucleotide messenger RNA. It is a transcript of the gene PKE1, whose product is annotated as drought-related protein PKE1. Lineage: Eukaryota; Viridiplantae; Streptophyta; Magnoliopsida; Solanales; Solanaceae. The record is from RefSeq and is a predicted model, not a curated record. Gene Ontology annotation, molecular function: metal ion binding.